Messenger RNA from Cylindrotheca closterium, 1233 nucleotides. The record is from the annotation of a GenBank genome assembly. Lineage: Eukaryota; Bacillariophyta; Bacillariophyceae; Bacillariales; Bacillariaceae.
AUGGCGAGCAUGGGACCCUUUCCAUCCGAAAGGGUAGGGAGAGAUAUUGACGAUCUACCAAUAUGGCAAGACUGGGACUCCUAUCCAUGUGAAUGGAAUGAAUUCUAUUGUUCCAAAAGUUGGAAUAUCUCCCCGGUGGAGUUUGCUAAAGUGUCUAUAUCUCCUCCUUCUUCGCCCCUUGCCAAGAAGGUAGUUGUGAAGAAGAGAAGAAGCAGCAAGACGUUGUCGUCCAAACGAAGGUCGUCCAAUGGGAGUAUCAGCAGCGACAGAUCAAGAAAAUCAAGCAGUAGCUCGGUCAAGAGCAAAAAGAAGAAAAAAGGCUCAUCGUCGGCAUCAACACCAAAGAGUGAGAAGAAGAAGAAAAAGAGCAAGAAAGACAGAAAGAGCAGUGCAUCCGUUGAUGAUUCGGUCAGCACUUUGAACUCUGCAACAAAUCAAGAGAGCUCUACAGAGUUCAGUUCAUCCUCCUUUCGAUGCGAUAAACUACAAAGCGCUUCCUUUUCGUGUCUUUCUCCAUCCUUGAACCAUGAUGAUUCCAUCACGGGCUGUGAUUUAACGGAUGACAACAGGGACCAUAUUACUCGACGUCCGCAGUCAGAAUCACAACUAGCGGAAACUGCUGAAGGUCCUUCCAAGAAGGUCAAAAAGAAAAAGAAGACAAAAACAAAGGAUCAAAAGAGUCCUCGUAAAGAAAAGGUUACAGAGAAGAAACCACAGUCCACAAGAUCACCAAAGGCCAAAACUACUGUUACAAUGGAAACCUUACCCGAGGAAGUACUUGUAUCAAUGAACCACCAAGGCCUGGGCCGAGGCCUUGCAAGAAGUCUAAGCCCAAAACGAACAACUAGCCACAGCAGGUUCUCCAAGCUAAUGGUGGUUGCGGACGGCAGUAUACGCCGGGCAGUGGAUAGAAAGAAGGGUUCCUUCUGGGAACAGCAAUCGUCCAAGCGCAGAGGAUCUGUGCGACAGUCGAUCCAUAGUGCCUUGGGCGAGUUUUCCGGAGAAAUUGAUGACUCGCUCCAUCUAUUUGAUGAGGACAACAGCAGCAGAUUCGAGUUGGAAUCCAAAACGGCGGAACGAUCCAUCUGUACCGAAAUCACGGAUCCAUGGAACAACAGCUGGUCCGUUUCGAGUGAUAGCUUUCAUGACAAUUCAGAAAGGCUAAAAAGCCCAUCACUGUUGUUAUCCAAAUCACCAGAAGUUGAACAUAUCAAGAGGAUCAAUCCUCUCUGA